This is a messenger RNA of Branchiostoma belcheri (Belcher's lancelet), 2755 nucleotides long. RefSeq names its product collagen alpha-1(II) chain-like. NCBI's taxonomy places the organism in Eukaryota, Metazoa, Chordata, Leptocardii, Amphioxiformes, Branchiostomatidae. The transcript is spliced from 21 exons. Bases 239 to 2272 code for a protein of 677 amino acids. Gene Ontology annotation, molecular function: extracellular matrix structural constituent. The record is from RefSeq and is a predicted model, not a curated record. Gene Ontology annotation, cellular component: collagen trimer.
AUUUAUUCCCUUCCGAUCGUCAGUUUCAGAUUGCUGGCGCAGGCGUCGGCGUCGGAGACGAGCUACGGCUGGACCACCUGGUCCCCCUGGACCUCCCGGCGGCCGAGGUCCCCCGGGCUCUCAGGGACCACCAGGGGCCAAAGGUUCCACCGGACCACCGGGUGCAACGGGCCCUCCGGGAUCCGUGGGGCCACAGGGGCCAAAGGGAGCACGUGGUAAUACUGGAUCACAGGGUCAAAUGGGAGCCACAGGCCCGCCUGGCCCACGUGGUUUGGCCGGUCCUCCAGGUGCAAGAGGGCCAGUGGGACCGAAAGGCGCAGAGGGAGCCAGGGGAGUUCCCGGCAUCAAGGGACCGCCUGGCCCGAUGGGGGCUAAGGGUGAUCGGGGGACUCCAGGUAACAAUGGCGCUCCAGGACAGAGAGGUGGUCCGGGGGCAAAGGGACAAACUGGUGACAAGGGAGCGACGGGAAACGUCGGGCGGACUGGACCAAAGGGAAUAGCAGGCGAACGAGGUGAAACUGGUAUUAAAGGGGACACGGGUGCCACAGGACAUCCUGGUCCACAAGGAGGGAAAGGAGACAAAGGAGAAAUCGGAUAUAAAGGAGAUAAGGGUAGUCGUGGUGGGCAGGGGAUGACUGGACCUGUUGGACCGAAAGGUGACAGAGGACCAAUAGGACCAGUAGGACCAAAGGGAGAUGUUGGUGAUAACGGACAACCCGGACAGAACGGACAACCGGGAGCCAAAGGAGAGACAGGACCGAAGGGGGAACAAGGGCCACGAGGUGGACCUGGUGCGAAGGGAGACAUAGGAGAGACAGGGCCGUCCGGACCGAAGGGUCAGAAAGGAGAAAAAGGAGACGUGGGACCCGCGGGACCGAGUGGGCCAAAGGGUUUUCAAGGUGAAAAGGGCGAGUCUGGUCAGAAAGGAGAAAUGGGACCGAGGGGACUAAUGGGUGAUAUUGGUGAACCUGGUGCGAAGGGGGAAGCAGGUGACCGGGGGCCGGUUGGACCAGAAGGCCAAAAAGGCGUCCAAGGAGAGGCCGGACUUAGAGGAGAGAAGGGCAGUCGUGGCGGUCAAGGGAUGACUGGACCUGCCGGCCCGAAAGGUGACAGAGGACCAAUAGGACCAGUAGGACCAAAGGGAGAUGUUGGUGAUAACGGACAACCCGGACAGAACGGACAGCCUGGAGCCAAGGGAGAGAGAGGACGGACGGGGAAACAGGGUUUAAAGGGUGACAUUGGUCUAAAGGGAGACAAGGGCGAUGCGGGAAGUACCGGCCUUAAGGGUGAAAAAGGAAUGGUGGGCCUUGUUGGUCCAAAGGGAUUUCGAGGAUUCAAGGGACCUAUUGGACCAGCAGGGAGCAAGGGUAACAAAGGGGAAACCGGGAUGAUUGGACCUGUCGGGCCUCCAGGACCUAAAGGUGACUUGGGACCACAGGGAAUACAAGGUCCUAGCGGCCCGCCUGGUCCCGUUCUUAUAUUCCUACCGUUGCCGUAUGGUUUUCUCCACGGCAUGCCAGGAGUGUCGACAACCGUCGUCCUCUUGGUAGUCCACAGUCAGACCGAGGCUAUCCCGACAUGCCCUGUGGGUCAGAAUCUCCUAUACGACGGUUACAGUCUGGUCAACAUGGGUGGAGCCAGCAUUGACCCGACCCAUGGCUCUGGACAGGAUAUGGGUGCCACAGGCUCCUGCUUGACUCGCUUCAACACAUCUCCCUUCAUGCUUUGCGGUGUUGGCAGCGUCUGUAACAACGGCACUGCCAACGGCAGGACCUACUGGCUGACGUCAUCACGACGCCAUCUUCCCACCGUCGAGUCGCUGUCACAUGACGAGAGGCAGGUCUCCAUGGCAACCGCCGUGAGUCGCUGUGUCGUCUGCCAGGCCCCGGCCCCCAUACAGGCCAUCCACAGUCUGUCUGACGUCAUACCCACCUGUCCUGUCGGCUGGGAGAGUCUCUGGACCGGAUACAGUUUUGCCAUGCACUCUGAGUCUGAAGGGAUAGGGGGCGCUUUUCUGAGCAUCCCGAGCAGCUGCUUGCAGACUUACCGAGAGGACGCCGUCCUGGAAUGUGACAGUCACACCGCAUCCUGUCAGCUGACCCACGGGCAGUCCCGGAUGUGGCUCCGGACCAAUGACGAGAGGGUGGAGAUGACGACACUUCCGCCGUGGCUGUACGAGGCGGUUGCACCCGACGACCCCCUCCAUGUUAAUGACGUCACCAGUGGUUACGUCACUGGUAUCAGUCGUUGUCGCGUCUGUAUCAAGAUAUGAAAAACAACAGACUACAGCCGGUCAAUGAAGUAUGUUCAUUACUGAUUGUAUAAGACGUAUAGCUUUAAGUGCUUCUACAGAAAGAACGACAAUGUAUGUGAGUUCCAUUUCACAAAUGGUCCCGUCUUAAUAAAAAGAUGUAUUUUUUGUCUAACGUGGUAAUGUGUAGUAUGAAUACGACAGCUUCAGGUGUUUUAAACUUUCUUUUUUAUUGUAAUUGGCUAAAUUAUGGAUCGAUACAUGCUCAAUGGUGGAAAGGCGUUUUUUAGAAUUUGAAACACGAUAGGACUAAGGUGAGUAAGACGUCGACGCACGUUUGUUCUCUGUACAUUAUUUCUUCUUGAUAUUUUUAGCCUACAUGUUUGGUGUACUGUGGCUAGCUUUCUUUCUUCUUCGAUAGUUGAUAUGACUAAUAAAGUAAUGCUAUCUUUUUUUUCAUUAUUUCAUAUCGUAGUAUAUUCAAACAUAUAUAUGUAAUAAAAU